AUUGAAGAAACAGAAGGAUUUGGGCAAGAGUAGCAAAAAUUUGCACCUUGAAGAAUGAGAACUCCACACGAUGCUGAGGUGGAGGAAACACUGAAGCGAAUCCAGAGCCAAAAGGGAGUGCAGGGAAUCAUCGUGGUUAAUUCAGAAGGCAUUCCUAUCAAAAGCACCAUGGACAACUCCACAACCAUCCAGUAUGCCGGGCUCAUGCACAGCUUCAUCAUGAAGGCGCGGAGCACCGUGCGGGACAUCGACCCCCAGAACGACCUCACCUUCCUGCGCAUCCGCUCCAAGAAAAACGAAAUCAUGGUUGCUCCAGAUAAAGACUAUUUCCUGAUUGUCAUCCAGAAUCCAACUGAAUGAUUGCACUGACUUGGUCUGGUUUUUUUCCACUUUGCCCAACUGUUUUUUUUUAAUUUAAUGGUAAAGAAUAGAGCAUUAGUGUUAACUGUGCUGUGCCACUCCAGUAAGGUUCGGAAAAACAAAAGCAGGUGGUUUGCUGUCCACAAACAGCAAAAAUGGCACUUUUUUUUUGUAUCACAAGUCGUUUCGAGGGAGAGCUGGUGAGUUAGAAUUGGGCAGUAAAAAAUGCAACAGAUUCUUUUAAUAGCUAAAAAGAUAAUAUAAUAAAAUUCUAAUAAUAACCUAAAAAAGGCUAUUCUUUGUAUGCCUCCAUGCCUCUGUCACCACUGAGCUCUGCUUUGACACUACUAGUUUUGAGUGGCUGUAAAUAUGACUCUGCCUGUCCUCUAGUUCUGUCUUACUCCAUUGGUUUUACUUCCAAAAGGUCUGACCAUACCAUAUUAAAAUAUGUCACCAGUGA
Manacus vitellinus (golden-collared manakin) is the source of this 820-nucleotide messenger RNA. It is a transcript of the gene DYNLRB1, whose product is annotated as dynein light chain roadblock-type 1. Gene Ontology annotation, cellular component: centrosome; cytoplasm; cytoplasmic dynein complex. The record is from RefSeq and is a predicted model, not a curated record. Gene Ontology annotation, molecular function: dynein intermediate chain binding. Gene Ontology annotation, biological process: microtubule-based movement. NCBI's taxonomy places the organism in Eukaryota, Metazoa, Chordata, Aves, Passeriformes, Pipridae. The coding region runs from base 55 to 360 and encodes 101 amino acids. The transcript is spliced from 4 exons.